Messenger RNA from Morchella sextelata, 669 nucleotides. RefSeq lists its product as uncharacterized. Gene Ontology annotation, cellular component: cytoplasm. NCBI's taxonomy places the organism in Eukaryota, Fungi, Ascomycota, Pezizomycetes, Pezizales, Morchellaceae. The coding region runs from base 1 to 669 and encodes 222 amino acids. The record is from RefSeq and is a predicted model, not a curated record. The transcript is spliced from 4 exons. Gene Ontology annotation, molecular function: copper ion binding; superoxide dismutase copper chaperone activity. Gene Ontology annotation, biological process: removal of superoxide radicals.
AUGCAGCGACUUACUCGGUCUACAAAAGGCAUCUUAAAUGUGGAUGCGGAUCUUGUGAAGCAAUUAGUUUCGGUCGAAGGGACGGCGGCACCCUCAGCAAUAGUAUCAGCAAUUCAGAGCACCGGAAGAGAUGCAAUCCUGCGCGGGAGCGGGAAUCCUAAUAGCGCCGCCGUAGCUAUCCUAGAAACACAUACCCCAGGCAUCGCAGAUCCUGUCCGCGGUCUUGUACGUAUGGUUCAAGUUUCAGCAAAGCUUACAAUCUUCGAUCUCACUAUUCGUGGGCUAUCACCGGGGACCUACCAUGCUACAGUCAGGGCUACCGGAGAUAUCUCACAAGGGGCAGUCUCAACAGGCGGUAUCUGGGAAGAUGAAAAGGUCAAAGAUAACGAACCGUCGCGGGGCCGGCUCGGAACUGUGGAAGUGGGUUUAACUGGUGUCGGUACUGUGCUACUGGAUAAGCCGGUAGAAGUGUGGGAGAUUAUAGGAAGGAGUAUUGUGGUCUCCAGGCACAAGGAAGAAGGGAAGUUCACCAAGAACGAUCCAGACACCAUCGUUGGCGUAAUCGCAAGGAGUGCCGGUAUGUGGGAGAACGAGAAGACGGUUUGCUCUUGUUCAGGGAAAAAUAUUUGGGAUGAAAGAAAAGAAAAUGUUGGCCGUGGAAUGGUCUGA